Molecule: messenger RNA, 4290 nt
Organism: Dioscorea cayenensis subsp. rotundata (Guinea yam)
Lineage: Eukaryota; Viridiplantae; Streptophyta; Magnoliopsida; Dioscoreales; Dioscoreaceae
Product: eIF-2-alpha kinase GCN2
Exons: 31
Coding region: 198-4046 (1282 amino acids)
Biological process (GO): protein phosphorylation; mitochondrial translation
Cellular component (GO): mitochondrion
Molecular function (GO): ATP binding; protein binding; protein kinase activity
Source: RefSeq, a predicted model, not a curated record
ACUCGAAAACCAUCUCUUACGCCGCCCACUAGUUUCACCACUGUGAUCUUUCUAUGCAAACGCGCGCCUUCGUUUCCACAGAGAAACCCCUCUCUCCUUGAUCGAAACCCUAAAGAGAUCCUUGGAAUCUCUUCUUUCCUUUUCGAUUUGAUCCAUGAGGAUGAGAUUUGGACCAGUGGAGUUGAAGCUUGGGAUUUAUGGGACAUAGCUCGAGGAAGAAGAAGAAGCGGAGUGGAAGCGGACGGAAGAGCAAGGGGAGAACCUCUUCUGGUGAUGGCUCAUCCUUGGCGUGGGAGGAUCAAGAUGAACUUUUCUCGGAGGAGCUGACCUCACUGUAUCUUUCAAUGAGCUUACAUCAUUUACUGAUUGAAACUAUUGAAUAUUUACAUUUAAUUGUUUUUGGUAGGACUUCAAUUUUUCAAGAAGAUGUCAAGAUUGUCUCGGAAGCAAAUCAUACUAAGAUAAGCGUAAAUAUCAGGCCUUUCUCUGAUGAAACUGGAUUUGAAGUUCUUGAUUUUUCAGUCCUUCUUGUUGUCAGAUGUAUGCCUGGGUAUCCUCAUAGGUGCCCAAAGUUGCAAAUAAUAUCAGAGAAAGGAUUGUUAAAAGAAGAUGCAGAUAGGCUACAUUCUCUGCUCGUUGAUCAGGCCAAUGUUAAUGCCCGUGAUGGACGUGUAAUGAUUUUCAAUUUGGUGGAGGCUGCUCGUGAGUUCUUAUCAGAAAUUGCUCCAUUGAAACCGCCGCUUAUUUCUGUUCCCUCUUCAGGUUCUUUGGUUGGUGAUAGCAAUAGUAGGUUUGGUGGAUCUUUCACUUAUGGCUCAAUCGAUCUUUUUGGUGAUUUAUGUGGUGAACAAACAUCAUGGGGUGGUCAUGGUUCAAAAGUGGCUAAUGAUAAUUCUUAUCAGCUUUCUGGGAAGCAAAGCUCAUUUGCUGAUAAAAAUAGAAGAAAUGCUUUCUUGACGCACACUCAAACUUUAAACAAGGCCAAGAAUGUUGUUGAGGAUGAUCAUUUUGUUAAAAGCAUACAUCCUAAAACAUUGCAUGAUGUUAAACAUGGUGCAAUGCAGCAUGCCAUUUCAAAACUUGAUGUUCUUGUAGAAGACACAGAGUGUGACACCAAAAGUGAAUCUUCAAGUGAUCAUAACACCCCUUUGGUAGGGGAACCAUUAGGAAAUGGGUCUGACAUUACUCUGUUUGAGGAUUUCAAUGUUGAAGAGCACACAAUUGCUGAUGGUUAUAGUUCAGAAGGCAAAUCUUCAACCUCAUCACGUUCCGUAUCAGAAAAAUCUAGCAAAAAGUUUCAGAGCAAGAAAAAAGAUCUACUUAUGGUGCAUCUCCUUCACUUGGUUUGCUCUUCUAAAAAAUCACUUGCACAUGCUUUGCCAGAAUUAUCUUCAGAACUUAACAGUUUAGGGAUACUUUCAGAAUGGGGCAAACUUUUGACCACCAAACCACCCAAAACUUUCUCUGAAGCAUUCAAACACACUUUUGGUCAACAUAUGAUUGGUUCUCAAAUCUCUGAGUUUUGGAAGACUGAUUUGGAUCUUAGUCAAGAUAGUUCUUCAUCACUUCCAAAUUCUCGCUAUUUGAGUGAUUUCGAGGAAGUCAAUUCCCUUGGCCAUGGAGGCUUUGGUCAUGUUGUACUAUGCAAAAAUAAGCUGGAUGGACGCCUCUAUGCUGUAAAAAAGAUUCGCCUAAAGGAUAAAAGUCCUCAUGUCAAUGACAAGAUUUUGAGGGAGGUAGCUACGCUGUCACGUCUACAGCAUCAACAUGUUGUUCGUUAUUAUCAGGCAUGGUAUGAAACUGGACCUGAUACCCAUCAUGGGGACAUCUAUGGUUCAAGGACCAUGGAGAGCCUUAGUUGUACCCAAUCGAGCAAUAGCCUGCCAAAUGCUACAGGGCUCAGUGACAAUAAUGAGUCAGCAUACUUGUACAUUCAAAUGGAGUACUGUCCAAGGACUCUUCGUCAGGAUUUUGAGGCAUGCAAUGAUGCUCUUGACAAGGACUAUACUUGGCAUUUAUUUCGUCAAAUUGUUGAAGGACUGGUGCAUAUACAUGGUCAAGGAAUCAUCCAUCGUGAUCUAACACCUAAUAAUAUUUUCUUUGAUGUUCGCAAUGACAUUAAAAUUGGAGACUUUGGUCUUGCCAAAUUCUUAAAAUUAGAGGAGCUAGAUCAUGAUCAGCAUUUACUUACUGAGACUACUGGAGUUUCUGUGGAUGGAACUGGUCAAGUUGGAACUUACUUCUACACAGCACCUGAAAUAGAGCAGAGGUGGCCACAGAUUAAUGAAAAGGUUGACAUGUAUAGCCUAGGAGUUGUAUUUUUUGAGCUGUGGCACCCUUUUGCAACAGCAAUGGAAAGACACAUUGUCCUUUCAGAUCUGAAACUGAAAGGAUUGCCCCCUCCUUCUUGGGCAAUCAAGUUUCCAGAUCAAGCAGCCUUGUUGCAGCGGUUGAUGUCUCCAAGUCCAUCUGAUCGUCCGUCUGCUAGUGAACUUCUACAGAAUGCCUUACCUCCAAGAAUGGAAGAUGAAUGGCUGAAUGAUAUACUUAGGACAAUCUGGACAUCAGAAGAUACAUAUGUCUAUGAUCGUGUGGUAUCUACUAUUUUUGAUGAGGAAAGGUUGCUUAUAAAAGACCAUCAACAACAUGUUGGCAGCGGAAAGAUGUCCAGAGAUGAAUCUUCUUUUGGGCAAUGCAAUGAAUAUGAUACUGAGCUCCAAGAUAAAAUUUUUGAUGUUACCAAGGAAGUAUUCAGACAGCAUGGUGCGAAGAGAUUGGAGAUUUCACCUAUGAGUGUUUUAGAUGGUUGCCAUCCCAUUGACAGGAAAAGUGUCAAGCUUCUAAAUCGUGGUGGAAAUAUGCUUCAGCUUUGUAAUGAAUUGCGGUCACCAUUUGUUACUUGGAUUUCUUCACAACAGAUCUCAACUUUCAAGCGCUAUGAGAUCUCCUGGGUUUACAGGAGGGCAAUUGGCCAUUCAACCCCACUUCGCUUUCUUCAGGGGGAUUUUGACAUUAUUGGAGGUGCCCCAUCACUGACAGAGGCAGAAGUAAUCAAGGUGGUAGUGGAUAUUGCGACCCGUUUUCUGAAUCCUGAUGCCAUAAGUAUUCAACUUAAUCAUGGUGCCCUGUUAGAAGCAAUUUGGACCUGGGCAGGGAUCCCUGGCGAGCAUAGACAAUGUGUUGCUGAGCUUCUAUCUUCAAUUACGUCAUCUUGUCCUCAGUCUGCCAUUCGUAAAACCAACUGGGCAUUGAUUCGGAGACAGCUCCUUCAGGAUCGUAAUAUUUCUGCGGCAACAGUUGACCGAUUACAAACAGCGGACUUAAGGUUUUGUGGAUCUGCAGAACAAACCCUUGCUAGAUUGAGAGGGGCUCUUUCUCCAGAUAAAUUUACCCACAAGGCCUUUGAAGAGAUGUCAGCCCUUUUAAGUUAUUUAAGAAUCUGGGGGAUUGAGAAAAAUAUUUCUGCAGAUGUCCUCCUACCCCCUCCAGAAGAUUAUUAUAAGGACCUCUAUUUUCAGAUACAUUUCAAGGAGAAUAGUCCUGGAGCAGCUUAUGAGAGAAUUUUGUUUGCUCUAGGAGGCUGCUAUAAUCAUCUACUACGUCAAAAGUGGGAUCAUCAGCAUAAAUCUUACUCUCCGAAUGCAGUUGGAGUCAGCCUUGCAUUGGAAAAGAUAUUUCCUCAUUCUUCAGUUGAUAUCAGAAAUUUCAGAUGUGAAAACCAUAUUGGUAUUCUUGUCUGUUCAAAAGGUGGAGGUGGGCUGCUGCAAGAACGCAUGGAAAUUGUUGCGGAGUUAUGGCAAGCAAAUUUGAAGGCAGAACUUGUUCCUCUGUUAGACCCAAGUUUAACUGAACAAUAUGAAUAUGCAAGUGAACAUGAUCUCAAAUGCCUUAUUGUCAUAACUGAAGCUGGUCUAUCUCAAACAGGUCUAGUAAAGGUUCGUCAUCUUGAGCUGAAGAAGGAAUGGGAGGUUGAUAGGAACCAGCUUGUCAAAUUUUUGACAGAAGCAAUAUCUAUACAGUUCCGGAAUCUUCCAAAUUGGAAUUGAGGAGAUCCAUAUUUCUUAGUGAUGCAGAUAAACCUGAAGAUAUCACUAUCGUCAUUUCACUACUUGAUGGUGUGUUUAUUUGGGAGAUUCUUUAGUCUGUCAAAAAAACAUAUAGUUGUUACUAGAUCAUCCACCGAAGCUGUGUAUCGAUCUAUGGUGUCUACCGCAGCAGAGGGUGGGUUUCUUUCCCCGAUGGCUUCAAAUAUAGUGGUGAUUUCCCCAUCUUAAUAUGGCAAGUGAGGUU